Messenger RNA from Linum trigynum, 285 nucleotides. The record is from the annotation of a GenBank genome assembly. Lineage: Eukaryota; Viridiplantae; Streptophyta; Magnoliopsida; Malpighiales; Linaceae.
AUGCGUCGUGCUACUGUUGAUGAUGAGCCACUUAUACCCAUCCCCCGUGAUCAAGAUGUUGAAGUUGCUAAGAAGGGUGACAAGCCUAAGAUAGGCAAUGCAUGUGCGAGGACAUACAAGGGCAAGAAAGGAAAGGAUGACUCGGUGGUGGAAGCAGAGGACGAGCCCCAACCAAAUAAGAGGCCGCAGAGGGAGAUUAGGCCAUCUAAUCUUGUCACUUCUCCAUUCACUGCAGGGACAAAGAUAGAUACCGUAGUGGCUCCGAAAAAGAAGAAAAAGAAUUGA